GGGUAACUGUUCAUUUCGAGGCAGUUGUUCUGGAGGACUUCUGUAAAUUUAACACUAUUUUGGGAGGUGGGAAGAGGAAGAAUGAAAGAGGUCUUCCAACAGAGCGGUCGCAAUCAUGAACGGUGCCCUGUACAUUUCGUUUUUCCAAGGUCAGCUGGAGUCCGCGCUGGAGCAGGUAGUGCAGCUCUCCGUUCAGGAAAUCACCAACACUGUUGGGACCACUUUGAAUUCAAUGCUAUUGGAAACGGCCACCAAAGAGCAAGAAAACCAGCGUUUGAGGGCUACCCUUCAGUCUCGGGGAGGGAACGGGAAAAGCAAUGCGUCUAAAGCAAAAACAGACUCGAACGAUGAAACAAAGCAACACACCCCCGGUCUGAGCCCUGGAUGUGGCGUUCAAUCCGAGACGCUCAGGCGUGAACAGAAAGCGCGAGCAGUUGGUCAGUUAAAAUCUGUUAUGGAACACGUGCUGGAAUUCGCCAUUUGUGAGCUGACUAAAAUCGUGGAAGACAGCUUUGACGACCUGCUCUCUGAGUUCACCAAGAAGGAGCGGGAAAACCAGAUCUUGAAAUGGCAGUUACUGGACAAGAACAUGAUGGAGGACAGUGAUGGGGCUGAUGUGGAAGCGGAGGGCCGCAAAAAUGACUCCGUCUCUCCAAGCAGUUCCAGAGUAGAAAAGCAAGAGUCGAAAGGCCUGCAGGAUCAGUCACUCAAAAAAGAGUGUGAAAAGGAAAAAACCGAAACCACAAAUGAACCAGGUAAGCAGACGGUCAUCGAGGUGGCUCAGAACUGGGUGCCCAUCCUGGACAAAGUCUUUGGGCAGAAGUGGUGCAGUGACCUCUGGCAGAUCAAAGAGGUCACCAGCAGUAAAGGGGAGUGCACCGGGCUGAGCUCGGGCUCGGUGACCGACAUGGACAGCUUAAUUCGAGAGACGCUCAUGCCGUCUUGCCUGGCCACUCAGAGGAAGCUGGAGCUUGAGGUGGGGCAGCCACCAUGGUUGCCUCUAGACGAUAUGGAGGUUGUUUCUCUAACCUCUGAGACUGAAGGUGUUCCUGUCAUCAGCUCAUCAGGUGACUCCCAAAUCAGAUCCCCGUCAAUGUUGCAAAGACUCCUGACGCUUCCUUCCCAGCUGCUCGAGGAUGACGAGGAGUCCAUGGAUGCCGUUCCCACUCUGGAAGUGUCCAAAGACCCACUUGAUCCGCAAGACGGUAAGGGCUCAAAGAGUGACCAGAUGAAUAAGAAAGAGGAUGAAGACGAGGGGGACGACGAAGAGGAUAAUGAGACGAUGGACAGGACUGAGUCCUUGAAACACAAAGGUAGGAGGAAAUCCCAAGCUUGCAAAGAUUGCGGCAGGAAGUUCAGCCGAGCGCAUCUUCUCAGAGCCCACCGACAGAUGCACGAGGAGACGCCCAACCGAUGCCCACAAUGUGGAAAGAGUUUCUCCCAGUCUUCAAGGCUCCAGGCUCACUUACGGACGCACACAGACAAAACAAUAUAAAAGCGCAAAGAUUGAAAAAAAAUUCAGGAGAAUAUGAGGGGAGGUUUUCCAGUGAUUUUAUUGUUUCUUGAAGUGAGUGGAACUUUUUUGUUACAAGUACUGGUGAAGGAAAUACAAGAAAGGUGUCGCUUUUUUUUGCUAGUUUGAAGGUACACUGAGGUAAACGGAUAAGUCAUCUGACACAAAUUAAGAUGUUUUUACCUCCAUUUUGUUUCCUUAAUUUUAAGGAUUACUGGAAGAAACGAAUAGCAGUAACAACAAGCUGUGUACGCAGUGUAAAUAUCAAUGUAGGGCUGUAUAGACCAUCACAAUGAGGAUCGAAGAAUUUCCUUUUUCCAUUGGGAGUUCUUUCAUAAUACAGGUUUUAGUAGAUCCUAAUACUUGGUAAAUAUUUUCAAUAUUGUGGAAAAGGAGGUCCCUAGUUGAUAGGUCCCUUGCAGCAUGCUGGUCUUGUUUCUUUUUGCAAACCUUUCGAAUGUGAUCAAACGAACCAGAGAUAGUGUAAAGCGUCUCCUGUGAUCAAAUCAACCAUUUUUUAAAUAUGUCCUUACUGACUUAGUACUCAACAUUAAAUACCUCUUAUGUUAAGAUGUCAUACUGGAUUUUUGUAGAAUUAAAGUCUUGACGUACAUGUCCGAUUUGAGAUGUUUUCUUCAGCAUUUCACCAUGGAUCGAGGAUGGCUUCCAGUUUUUGACUUGAACCUGCACAAAUGUCAUCAAUUGCAUGACGUGCACACAAAGGAGAUCUUCAAGAAGAAUCUGAAGAUGAUGCCAUGACAAGAAAAGUGACAAGAAACUUGAAGCUCCUAACUCUUCAUAUUCUCGUUUCAGUGACUUGAAAAGAGGAUCUGACUUCCUUAGUAUCCUCAACUAGAGUAGCGUCUUCCUCUACUGUUUGCGUGAAGUUUUCGCAUACAACUUGAACCUGGAUAAAUGCUCAGUUGUGAGAUUUGCUUUUUCUAGCAAUGGUGGCAUGCAUCUGAAUGUGGAUUAUCUACCAUUUCCAGAAAGGAAGACUGAUCCUGCUCUUACAAUUUACUCCCUGUUCGCGCAUUCCCACUCUCGACCCUGAAGUUUUACAAUAUCUCUGUCAGUAAUGAGCAUGAUGGGGGGGGAGUACAAGGUCUUUACUGUUACUUAUUGGAUCAAUACCUCAUCGAUGGGACCAUAUAUUUCAGGACUUCUGCAAUAUCAGGAGUUUAGGUCCUGCAAAAAAAACAAACAAACAAAAAAUAAAGUUUACAAAUGGAACGAGACCGGCCAGUUGGCCUGCUUAUUAUUUGAUUGUGCAUUUAAAAAUGUGGCUUAUUUUAUUAUACGCUACCUAAUAUCCCCCUGCAGGAAGGUACCAAGAACUUGCAACCCAAAGAUUACAAUGAAGGGAAAUCUUUUUAUGACCGUACAUUCUCUUAUUGAAUUUUAUUGCUUUUUUUUUAAACAAGGUGGGCCAUUACGGUUUACAUUAUGAACCUUAAGCUUAUUUUCAGAUGUAUUGAAGACCCUUAACUUCAUUAGUAGAGUAUAAUGAAGUACUUUAUCGGUUUAGUGCUCAAUAAGCUGAUCUUAUAGUCGGCGGUGAGGAUUGAGAGGUUAAUUUGUUGUUUAGCACCCUGCCUUUAAGAACUUACCAGAUCUCCUUCCUCCUUGUGCUUAGUGCGUUCACCAGAACAGUCAACUCUAGAUAUUGUACUAGUCCUCUUUAAUUAUGUCACGGCUGGUCAGAUCUGACUUCUGUGUAGUUACUAAUUUUAGAAUAACUCUGUAUGUUUCAUCGAUUCAGACUGCUGCGAGGAAUCCCGGAAAAGGGUAGUCCACCCAAAAAUGAAAUUUCUCUCAUUAUUUGCUCACUCUCAAGUUGUUCCAAACCUGUUGAACUGAGAAGAUAUUUUGAUAUGUUGGUUACCAGACAGUUGCUCGGAGGGUGAAUAAAUGACACAAUUUUCAUUUUUGGGUGAACGGACUCUUCAAGCUAAUUACAGCUCAGAAAUCCAAAAGACUGAACAGGAACUGGUGAUAUUAGAAAGAGUGACACUAUCAUGGUAUAUUUCCAUUCGUUCUGGAUUACAGUAAGCAUUUUAAAUAAAUAUUGAAGGACUUGAAUUUUGCAUUUAACUUGAUGCAAUGAAACGGCCCCAUGUACAACAAUCUUUGACUAUGAAUUAAAUAAUCUUAGCAUGUAAAAUCGCUUUGGGCUGCAGAUAUUUAUUCAGUUAGUACUGGCGAUUGUGUGAUGCAGUUUUUGUAAAAGCGACAUUGAAACUUGUGCGGUAUGUUUGUUUGCGUGUGCGCGUCUGCAGUCACUGACUUUCCUUGAAGUGCGUCAUGAUGAUAACUCAAUUGGCUGACAUUAAUACACUGCACCUGUAAUUUUAUCAUUUUAUUGUAACUUUUUUUUUUUUUAUGAAGCAAAAUGAACGGCAUCUUUCUGCCAAACAGUCUUGACACAUGAACUUUGUGAUGCAGUCCAACAUUCGCCCGGGGAACUGCAUUAUUCUAAUGAACUACUUGAAGUUUGCCGUUUUGUUUCAUGUUAUGCAUGAUGACUCCUUUUAGCAGUUUUGUUACUUUUUAAGAAUCUGCAUUGUCAUGUAUCGAAAAGUACACUUGUUGUAACAGACCAAUUAGAUCAACUCUUUCCAUGGAUCAUGUUUAGUUUUCUGUUUUAUGGUGGCAUAGUAGCUCUGAAUUGUUUUUAGAGUUCAGCAUUUGACCAAUAUAUGCCAAGUAUUAUUUUUGUACCAUUUCCCUUUACUCUUAUUUUUUACUCCAGUAUAUAUUUUGCACUGUUUUUCUGCUACUCCACACAUCCAUACCUCAGUUUUGUUGGUGUUCUGAAAGCAUUGCUUAGUUCAUUACCUCAGAACUCAUUCACAUAGCUUUAGCAUAUUUAUGGCAAAAGUAGACAAAUACAAGAGCUUUGUAAAAUUUGGGUUUACAUUCAGUCAUAUUUUUGUUGUUGUUGAAAUCAUCUUUAAAGUGGGAAAAAAAGUGAUUAAUGAAUGGAAACUUUCUAUUUAAUAUUGUUAAUUUACAGAAAAAGCACAUUGUGAAUUAUGAACCACAUAAAAAUCAAUACUAAAUCUUAAUUUCCUUUUAAAAGUUGCAUAAAAUUGGGUCAACUUUUCAAAGUUGUUAUUAUAGGGAAGUUGUGUAUGUUUGUUUUUUGAUCUUUUAGGAGUGCCUGUUGAUGUAACCAGCAUUUAAUUUCUACUUC
Messenger RNA from Carassius auratus (goldfish), 4709 nucleotides. RefSeq names its product zinc finger protein 28 homolog. Gene Ontology annotation, cellular component: nucleus. The record is from RefSeq and is a predicted model, not a curated record. NCBI's taxonomy places the organism in Eukaryota, Metazoa, Chordata, Actinopteri, Cypriniformes, Cyprinidae. Bases 116 to 1495 code for a protein of 459 amino acids. Gene Ontology annotation, biological process: regulation of gene expression. The transcript has 4 exons.